GUGACACCACAAGUCACAGGUCCUGCUGGGACACACUCACCUACCAGUCAGGAAACAUCUCAUUUAUACCUCUUCCUUGUGUCACAGCUGCUCAAGGUCAGCUCACCAUCCCACCAAUUCCACUUGCGCUACUGAAGAGCUCCUCCAUCUCCCUCAGCCUCCUUCGUUCCCUCCUCCACCUCUUCGGCAGCAGUCAUGAACUGGUCUGCAUUGGAGGCCCUCCUCAGUGGGGUCAACAAAUACUCCACCGUGUUCGGUCGCGUCUGGCUUUCCAUGGUCUUCGUCUUCAGGGUGCUGGUGUUCGUGGUGGCAGCCCAGCGGGUGUGGGGCGAUGACAGCAAGGACUUUGUCUGCAACACGGCCCAGCCGGGCUGCCUCAACGUGUGCUACGACCACGUCUUCCCCAUCUCCCACAUCCGCCUGUGGGCCCUGCAGCUCAUCUUCGUCACCUGUCCAUCACUGAUGGUGGUCGGUCACGUCAAGUACCGGGAGAAGAAGGACUCGAAGUACACCGCCUCACACAAGGGCGCCCAUCUCUAUGCCAACCCAGGGAAGAAACGUGGAGGGCUGUGGUGGACGUACCUGGCGAGUCUGAUUUUCAAGGCAGGCUUCGAUGCCGGCUUCCUCUACAUCCUCUACCAUGUCUAUGAAGGUUAUGACUUGCCCCGACUGUCCAAGUGCUCCCUGCCGCCGUGCCCCAACACGGUGGACUGCUACAUAUCCCGACCCACCGAGAAAAGGAUCUUCACCCUCUUCAUGGUGGUUUCUUCUGUCGUCUGCAUCUUCAUGUGUAUCUGUGAGAUGGUUUACCUCAUCUGCAAACGCAUCCAGAAACUCCUUAAAAAGAAGAUUCAGGCAGACAGGAGGAUGUUCGCAGAGACUCACGAGAUGGCGCCGCUGUCAGCGCCCAGGUCAGGGUUCAGGCCCAAUUCACCCAUCAGAGUGGAUCCUACAAUAUCCAUCCAGAACCUCACUAACAUCAAGGCUGAGGAUGCGGCAGAGAAAAAAUAAUAUGUCAGCAGCUAUGUUGAAAAACUGAGUUAACUACCCAAGGUGCCAGAAUACAUGAUGAACUGCAGCUCGCCGCCAAAGAGAUAUUCAUCAAUUCAGGGAUUUCUAAGACAGUGGUUUGUGAAUACUAUCAUGUUAAAUGACUUUCUGCAGGAAUGCACACCUGAUGCAUGCAAAUUAAGCAGAAGAAGCUAAAAGGUUAUGUAUGUGUAUGAAUGCGUGGAUGUGUGCAUGUCUGUGUUUUUGUGUAUUCCUAUCAUCCAGUAGGAUCAGGUAUCAGAUACUUUGUAAAUAAAACUGCUAAAAGUCUAAAAUGUUGAAAGACCCCAUGUGAUGUAGUUACAGAGUGGACUUCCUGAAAAUACACACUGCUCCCUAACGUAUAAAACAAAAUAAAGUACAGAGCACUUCAGGUGUGACACAGUAAACUGCAGAAAUCAGUUGAAAAGUUUUUGUUCUCAAAUAUGGAGUAUGAUGGAAAUUGUCCUCAUUAUGCUUCAAAAGUUACUCUGGCCCUUGUUGACAUUUUGUGUCCACACACAAUUAAAUCAGAAUCGCUCAAUGAAUGUAUGACACGUGUAUGCACUAAUUCAUGCCACUGAAAUAUGACACCAAACAUCUUUUUAUACCCACACAUUCUUAUUAAUUUGUUUGUUUGUUUAAAAAAAGAAUGAAGUCAGAUUCUAGAUAAUAUAUUUUGUUCUACAUUUUGUAUUUGCU
Seriola dumerili (greater amberjack) is the source of this 1731-nucleotide messenger RNA. It is a transcript of the gene gjb9b, whose product is annotated as gap junction beta-4 protein-like. The coding region runs from base 196 to 1011 and encodes 271 amino acids. The transcript has 3 exons. Gene Ontology annotation, biological process: cell communication. Lineage: Eukaryota; Metazoa; Chordata; Actinopteri; Carangiformes; Carangidae. The record is from RefSeq and is a predicted model, not a curated record. Gene Ontology annotation, cellular component: connexin complex.